AUGGCGGCAAAAUCAUCUCUUUCAGAGAAGGACCUCUCCUGUAUUUUAUGCUGUGAUAUCUAUGUGGAUCCUGUGCUGCUGUCUUGUCGUCACAGCUUCUGUAAGGACUGCUGGGAGGAGUACCAGCAGACGAAGAAACCUCUCAAAUGUCCUUUGUGCAGGAAACAAUGUCCCAAAGGUUUUCCUCCCCUUAACCUUCAAUUAAAAGUGCUGUGUGACAAUUUUCGUCAGGAGAGAGACAAUUCAGCAGUAAGAUCUGAGACAUUGUGCGGACUGCAUAAAGAGGAACUGAAGCUCUUCUGCCUGGAGGACAAAGAGCCCGUGUGUGUAGUAUGUCGGGAAUCUAAACUGCACAGCAGGCACAGUUUCAGACCACUGGAUGAGGCAGCGUUUGAACACAGGGAAGAGCUUCGGGCUAAACUGAAACCCUUGCAAGAGAAGCUUCAUUUGUUUUUGAAGGCAAAACUGAUUUGUGAUCAGACUGCGCAACACAUUACGAGCCAAGCUGAAAACACAGAGAGACGAAUUAAGGAGGAGUUCGAGAAACUUCACCAGUUUCUAAGAGAUGAGGAAGAAAACAGUUUAUCCGCGCUGAGGACCGAAGUGAGGGUGAAAAGCCAAAUAACAAAGAAGACUGCCAGCAGCAUAAACCAUGAGAUUCUGAAUCUUUCAGAAACAAUCACAUCCACACAUGAGGAAUUAGCAUCUGAUGACAUCUCUUUCCUUAAGAACUAUAAAGCUACAGUGGAAAGCACUGAGUGUAAGCUGAAGGAUCCAGAGAUCCUCUCUGGAGCUCUGAUCGAUAUGGCAAAGCAUCUGGGCAACCUGAAAUUCAGAGUGUGGGAGAAGAUGAAAGAUAUAGUCAAAUACACUCCUGUGAUUUUAGACUCCAACACUGCACACCAACGUCUCACCAUCUCUGAUGAUCUGACCAGCUUUGUAUGUACAGACGAGCCCCAGCAGCUCCCUGAAAACCCAGAGAGAUUUGACCAUUAUCUGUGGGUCCAGGGCUCUGAGGGCUUUCACUCAGGAACGCACUGCUGGGAUGUCGACGUGGAAAACUGCGAACAGUGGGCUCUAGGUGUUGUAACAGGGUCUAUGAAAAAGGGUAAGACUUCCUUCAGUGGUGGCAUAUGGAAAUGCCAUUACGAGAACAUUCUGUAUGGAUCCAGUUCCUCUGGAGGUCCCACCACUGUCCUCAGAGUAAGGGAGAGCCUGAGGAAGAUCAGAGUGCAGCUGGACUUUGAUGAAGGACAAGUCUCAUUUUGGAAUCCCAUCAGUGGCCGCCAUCUACAAACUUUCUUAUACACGUUUAUAGAGCCGGUCUUCCCGUACUUCUGUAAUCGAUGUAAACGUCAUCCACUGAGGAUUUUGCCGAAGGAGACCUCUGUAGUAAUACAGUGGCCUAAGUACAGGACAGAAGAACUAGCUUACCUGACUACAGACUCUUCUGCUUAAUUACAUUCACUCUUGAAACAAGGUUCCUUAGAGGUUCUUGGCUUGGAUAUAUGCUUCUAGAUAAAAAGUUUAAUUUUGAACAUCACCAUGCACCAGCAGGUAGGGAACAAUAAUAUUAACCAGUAAUAUCAUGUUUUACCUCCCACCACCCCCACCCAUCAUUAAGAGAACUAGCCCCAAUACUGUAUUUCACUCAGAAAUACAUUGUGUGGUUGACUUAGCAUAAGCCCCUUUUAAAUUAUAUCAUAGCAUAGAAACUCAACGAACUAAGGACUGCAACACAAAAUAUAGCAAUUUUCCAUUUAUCCAAAAGUGUAAUGUUGAUAAAGGCAGAAAAAAAAGUUCAUAAUGCCCUACAUGAACAGUAGCAUGCAAUAGUUUAAACACCCUUGCUCAAAUGAUGUUUUGCUGUUUUACCAAGUAAAAAUAAAUGUAAACAUCCUCUAUAGGGAACAAAUGUAAAUGACAUUUUUCU
This is a messenger RNA of Colossoma macropomum (tambaqui), 1933 nucleotides long. Its product is annotated as tripartite motif-containing protein 35-like. Gene Ontology annotation, molecular function: zinc ion binding; protein binding. Lineage: Eukaryota; Metazoa; Chordata; Actinopteri; Characiformes; Serrasalmidae. The transcript has 6 exons. The record is from RefSeq and is a predicted model, not a curated record. The coding region runs from base 1 to 1458 and encodes 485 amino acids.